AUGGACCCUCUCGACAUCGAAUUCGAUCUAUCCACCCUCAAGGGAAAGUCUGCCUUCAUCACUGGUGGUGCAUCGGGCCUGGGACUGGCCACUGCACAGAAAUGGGCAGACGCCGGGGUAUAUGUGACAAUCGCCGACAUCCAGCAGCCCUCGUCCACCCUUCGCCCUAGUCACACAAACUACGUACACUGCGAUGUCACUAGCUGGGAGAGCCAGGUAGCCGCCUUCAAGAGCGCUCUCGGCUUUUCCCCCGCCGGGUCGCUCGACAUUGUUGCUGCCUUUGCUGGCACGGCCAUCGCCCCUGGAAACCAAGUCGACCAUGUCCUCGCUGCCGGGACCCCCAGCUUAGAAGUCGAUCCACCUCGACCAAGCGUCCGCAAUAUCGAAGUCAAUCUAGUUGGAAGUUACUACACUUCAUGGCUGGGAUUAUACUAUCUUCGCCUCCCGGGGUCUCAGCCCAACGAGCCAAUUGACAAAAGCCUACUAUUCUGCGCCUCGAUCGGUGCAUACAUGGACAGCCCGAAGGCAUCUACCUAUCCCGCAAGCAAAUUCGGUGUACGCGGUCUCUUCCGAAGUACGCGUGCCCAAACGCAGCAGCUGGGUGUGCGAUGUAACCUCCUCGCACCAUGGUUCUUUGAUUCGCCACUGAUUGCACCGAUCAAGAAUGCAAUGGCUGCGAGGGGCAUUGAUAUGGGAGAGGUGCUGUCAUUUACGACUGUUGAGGCUUGUGUUGAGGCUGCUACCUAUUGCGCUGCUAGUCCGGGGUUACACGGGCGGGCAUUGGCUGUGCAGCCAGAGGGCACGUUUGAUCUGAAGGAUGAUAUGGAGGACGGAUGGGGAGGGGAUCAGAUGCGGCCUAUUAUGCAGCGACGACGGGAUGCUGGGUUUGAUGCUUAA
Molecule: messenger RNA, 897 nt
Organism: Aspergillus puulaauensis
Lineage: Eukaryota; Fungi; Ascomycota; Eurotiomycetes; Eurotiales; Aspergillaceae
Exons: 2
Coding region: 1-897 (298 amino acids)
Molecular function (GO): oxidoreductase activity
Source: RefSeq, a predicted model, not a curated record